Messenger RNA from Carassius carassius (crucian carp), 3372 nucleotides. Its product is annotated as whirlin-like. The transcript is spliced from 13 exons. Lineage: Eukaryota; Metazoa; Chordata; Actinopteri; Cypriniformes; Cyprinidae. The record is from RefSeq and is a predicted model, not a curated record. Gene Ontology annotation, biological process: auditory receptor cell stereocilium organization; sensory perception of sound. Gene Ontology annotation, cellular component: cilium; stereocilia ankle link complex; stereocilium tip. Gene Ontology annotation, molecular function: protein binding. The coding region runs from base 328 to 3195 and encodes 955 amino acids.
CGCGCGUGCGUCAUUUCCUCCCGUGCGCCCGUGUCGGUGUCUCACUACGGACUCAGUAGUAGCGACAAGAAAUCCGAGCGAGCCACACUGACCACUCGCGCUCUUCUUCACAAACUCGAAACGUUCGUGCUUGUGUUUUUUGUAUCUUUCUCGGUGCAGGACGCGUCUCACCACCCGUUUCUUCUCGGACAAUGUGUUACCGAAAGGAUUAAAGUCACUAUUACGGACGUCAAAUCCUCGCGGGACUUAAUUCGGCUAGAAACAGUGACCGUGCUCUGUGCCUAAUGCCAGAUGUGAUAUCCCCCUGUGGUUUUGAGGUGUCCGAGAAUGAGCACGGAUCUGGAGCGCGCGUCUCUCAAGUCGGACGUGAACUCCCUUGGCUCCGGUGGCCGCGCGCUCUCCGUUAACGUCAAGAAGUUGCACAACGCGCUCAACGUGCUGCUCAACGACUUCGAAAGGGAGCAGUUCAUUCACUGUCUCAACGUUUACCACGCCAAGCGCAAUGUCUUUGAUCUCGUGCAGACUCUCAAAGUCAUUCUCAACACAUCCAACAAGCGCCAACUAUUACCAAUGCUGCGUCUGGUUAUACCCCGCUCGGACCAGCUGCUGUUCGACCAGUACACUUCGGAAGGGCUUUAUCUGAAAACGGAUCUUCUGGCAGCAAGUGUCAAUCAUGAGUGCUCAGAAGACAUCAGCAGCACGAACGCGCACGCAGGAGCAUCCUCGGUGCACUUUCUGCACGAAUCUGAACAGGCCAGUCCCAGUCACGGAUCUGUGUGCGCGGCUCCCGUUUUCAGCACCACGGCUGAGGGGACAGCGCCAGCGCUGAUGGAGGAAGCGCCUGAUGAAAUCCGCCAAGUUACGCUGAAAAGGAGCAAGAGCCACGAAGGCCUGGGAUUCAGCAUACGGGGUGGAUCAGAGCAUGGAGUUGGCAUUUAUGUGUCGUUGGUGGAGCCGGGAUCAUCCGCUGAGAGAGAGGGGCUCAGAGUUGGAGACCAGAUCAUGAAAGUCAACAACAUGGUGUUUGACCGAGUCACUCAUGGAGAGGCAGUCAAGGUAUUGAAAGGUUCUAAGAAGCUCUCCAUGUCGGUCUGUUCUAUGGGAUGGAUCCCAGGUGGUUACGUAACCAAUCACGUGUACACAUGGUUGGACCCUCAGGGUCGCAGUGUGUCCCCACCACAAGACUUGGUGGAGCAGCGUGGCUCAGGAGGAAGACACUCGGACAUCCAGCAGCAUUGCCACACACACAUUCGGCAAGAGGGUGCUGAGAAGAAGGUCAAUAUCUCACUGGAUGAUGGGCGAUCUCUGGGUUUGAUGAUCCGUGGUGGUGCUGAAUAUGCUCUGGGCAUCUAUAUCACCGGAGUGGACCGAGGGUCUGCUGCAGAGUACAGCGGAUUAAAGGUAGGGGAUCAGAUUCUGGAGGUCAAUGGAAGUAGUUUCCGGAGCAUUUCUCAUGACGAGGCAGUGCAGAUCCUGAAGAAUUCCCGCCACAUGCUAAUGACCAUAAAGGAUGUGGGGCGGCUGCCCCAUGCACGCACUGUGGUGGAUGAGACCAAAUGGAUUCCCAGUGCACAGAUCGCCGAGAGCUCGGCCAAUAGCAACUCCCAGAGUGUUCUGUCUGUUGACGUUGGACCAGGAAGUUCAGGAAAGUCAAUCUGUUGUAAAGUUGUUGUACCAGCAGUUGGAGCAGUUCAUGCAGGAGCCUGGAGCUCACUGGAGGAGCAGGCAUACAUUCUUCUGACAGAGACAGAGAGACAGACCAUGAGCUAUUACAUUCAAGAGUACCAGCAUGCACACAUCGGGGUAGAGCCUCUGGCCAUGGCCCUGUUUGAACUCUUCAACACACAUGCCAAGCUGUCUUUGCUGGCUGAGGUGCGGACUCUGAUCACUCCACAGGAUCUGGAGCGAUUUGACGGGCAAGUGUUAAAUCGCGAGAUGGAGGCGUGGAGAGCUCGGCACGGAGGCUCGGGCCUCCUGCACACUGACUCUGUCUGCGUCACCCAUCCAGAGAGCCACAUUCCUGCUGCCUGCCAGCUGACCACUGCAGUCCCCAGCUACAACAAGAGUGAGUGCAGGUUGGAUGGGAGUUUGAUGCCAGUUGAGAGUUUAAAUUCUCUUCCUAUUGUUGCUCUGGACAAGAUGCAGCCGUCAUUCGAGUCACCCCACUCGUUCAAGCCUCCGCCUCCACCUCCACCUGUUCGACAUGCCAGCCCUAAAAAUCUGACCAAACGACCUUCGUCCAAGCUGUCCCAGACCAACCUGCUCUUUACCGCCCCCAAUAGGCGGCAUCAGGAAAACCAUACCCACAAUCACUCACACUCGCCUUGCUCUUAUCACACCUCACCAUGUACUAUCCACCACACUGCUUCCAGCUGCUCUGUCCAUCACACUCCUCCACCCUGCUCUCACCAUCACAGCUCUCCACGAUUGUCAUCCUUUCAAGCUAGCCCUUCCUCUGAACCACCAUGUAGAGAUUUGGUUCAGUUUCUGAUGAGCAGGCACUUGGAGUCUCCAAAUCGUUCUAGAGAGGGCACCCCCAUGAUUUCUCCACGCUCCUCUCCAUCCCUUUCGCCUUCACUGCUAAUGCCUGCGCCGCCCCCCUGUAGCCCUGAGAAGCUGGAGGGCUCCCCCUCUUCACACAGCUGCGGUGCUGCCCAGAACAGCCCACUACACCCUGAGCCAGAGACCACAGAGGAAAGGUCUCAGCCCCAAAUACGAGGAGCCACACUGUCCCAGCUGUCAGACAGCGGACAGACUCUGAGUGAGGACAGUGGAGUGGAUAUCGCAGAGGCUGGGGGGUUGAGUAAGGACAGCAGCCCUCGACCAGGUAAAGCUCCAUUCUUCCAGGUCAGAGGUGGUACACGCAGAGCAGAAGGACUCACACAGAGAGCAGCGAUGGGAAUAAUGGAGCCUACACUUGUACGGGUGCCCAAAUGUGCCAGUACACUGGGUAUUACUGUAGAAGGGGGUGCCAACACCAGACAGCCUCUACCACGCAUUGCGACCAUACAGAAGGGGGGCUCUGUGCAUAUCUCUGGACAGUUACGUGUGGGUCAGGUGAUUCUGGAGGUGAAUGGCGUGUCACUUAAAGGCAUGGAGCAACGGGACGUGACUCAUGUCAUUGCGGAGGCCUUUAAGACCAAAGACAAAGACUAUGUUGAAUUUUUGAUUGCAGAGUUCAACUUUGCUCUGUAGAAGUCAUCCCUUGAGAGUUUUACUAGACGCCACUGCAAAGACCUUGCACUUUAUGUCAAGUCCGCACGAGGGGCUGAAUGAGUCAUGCUUGUCAUAUCUGAGUCACAGUUAGCUUAGAGUUCGAAAGCUGCAACACACCCACCUUACGUCUGUGUUCUCGCUAAACAACGAGCAGCU